AUGGCGGGCCACGGCGGCGGCAGCGAGGCGACCUGGGACUGCUCCUGCGGGGCCAAGGGCCACUGGGCCUCGCGGGCCGCCUGCCGCGCGUGCGGCGCCGAGCGACCGCCUUGGGCACGGCCGCGCUCCGCCUCGGCGUCGGCGCGGGGCCGCAGUGGCGCGACGGCUGGCGCCAGCAAGGUCGAGGCCCUGCGACGCGAGCUCGACGGCCCGAAGGAGAACCAGGCGGUGGCCGAGCUGCGGGGCCUCAUCACGAAGCUGGAGGCCCUGGGCAGCGAGGACGAGGCCCUGGUGUCGCUCCUGGCGUCCUGCCGCAGCGAGAUGGCCCGCAUCCAGGAGGAGCAGCGCCUGGCCAAGCCACCGCACGAACAGCUGCGGGCCAUCGACAGCAAGAUCGGCGAGCUGGACAAGCGGUGCGUGGCGAAGCAGGAGCAGGUGGCCAAGCGGAAGGAGGCCCUCGCCAACGCCGAGAAGGAGCUCGAGGCCGUGCUCGCCGAGCGCGCCGCCCUCAGCGCGGAGCGGGCCAAGGUCGCGACGUCCCACCUGGCGGAGCUUGCGGCCAAGGUCCCCUCCGAGGUCGCGGCCGCGGUACAGCUCGUCGAGGAGUGGGGCAAGCAGGAAGCCGCCAGCGUCGCCGCGCAGCCCAGGUCGAGCGAUGCAGGAGGCGGCGCCAGCGCAGAGCCCUUCGAGGUCCUGGCCAGCCAGGAGGAGGCAGACGCGGCGGACGCGGCGAUGCACGAUGCGCUGGAGUCGGCCCUGGCUGCGGAUCUGGUGGGUCCUGGCGGUGAUUGUGAUCGCCCUCCCUCGGGCCUCAGCCGCGAGAAGAUCCGCGGCGUCAUCGCCGCAGCCCGCACCAAGGCAGCCGACCGCCGCAGUGGUGGCAGCGGAGGGGUCAUCAAGAAGAAGCGCGAGGACACGUUCGAGAUCAUGACGGCCAACGGGUCAGGCCGGGGUGCGAUCACCCAGCUCUGGCAGGAGGAGGUGGCGGGCGCGGGGUUCGUCGAGAGCCGCCGCGCGGAUGCGUGGCUCAUCCAGGAGGCGCACCUCCACGCGGGCGACAUCAACACCCAGGAGGCGUGGUGCAGGCGCGCAGAGGUGAAGGCCGCCCUGGCGCCUGGUGCUGCCAGCAGCGGCGGCGCAGGAGGCGCCCGCGCGGCCUCGGGCGGCGUUGGGGUCGCCGUCCCCGCCGCGCGCGGCCUGGUUAACGCCGGCGCGGCGGGCGGCGGCCGCGUGACAUGCAGCGACGGGCGCGGCAUCGUCGCGGUGACGGACGCGGUCCGCCGCGGCGGCAUCGCCCCCGGCAGCAUCUACCUCGCCAACGACGCGGUGGGAGAGGCAUCCCAGCGGCCCCUCGUCGAGAUCGGCGACGCGCUGGUCUCCUUGGGCAGGCCCUGGGUCAUCGGCGGCGGAUUCAACGCCGCGCCCGACGUUUUUAAAGCGAAGGCGGGCUGGUGGCUGGAGGCGGUGCAGGGCGUCAUCGUGCAGUCGACCGAGGGCGAGACCUGCUUCCAGGCGGCGACGCCCACCAACCUCGACUACUUCAUCGUGCACCGCUGCCUGGCGGAGUCCGUGAGGAGCUGCAGCACGGUCACCCCUGGGCCCUUCAGGCCCCACUGCGCGGUCAAGCUCGUGCUGAACGCGCGCAUGGAGAUCGCGCCCCUGCGGGUCCUGAAGCAGCCGAGGGCAUGCCCGAGGGAGCUACCCAUCGGCCCACGGCGUGAGGCCGCCCCCCCGUCGGCCGACCUGCAGGCGCACUGCGGGCGCGGCCUGGAGCCCGAGGAGCGUUGGGUGAACCCGACGUCCGACCACCCGCAGAUCUCGGGCGGCCCCAAGUCGAGCGGGCAGGCACGGCACCUCCUCGCCGUGGCCGACUACCUGGAUGACGCCGCGGUGCAGCGCCGCACACGGAGGCGUGUGCCCGCGCGGGCGGCCAAGAGCUGCGGCGCCCGCUGGGUUGCCGCGCUGGCGGCCGUGGCCGUCGCGACGGCCAACGCCCUAGCGGGGCUGGCCUCCGAAGCCCGUGCCAAGGCAGCCGCGAUGGCCGUCGAGCACAGCCGCCACCGCCACGGGUGCUUCAACAGAUGGGUGCUGGAUGCACUCGAGCAUGGCGCAGGCGGGCUCCACGCAUGGCGGCGCGGCCCACGCGGCUGGCUCGAGGACGAGCUGGACUUGCUGGGUGCCCCGAGGGCAGGCCAGCGCGAGGUGGGCGCAGUCGGCAGGUACUGGGCGCACGAGGUCUGGAGCUUGGACGACGGGUCGGACGGGUGGCAGGACUUCGAGAAGCAGACCGACUCGGAGGCACUGCCCAGGCCAACGGCGGUCGAGUGGCUGGACGCCGCCAAGUCGUUCGCGAAGCGCACGGGUACUGGCGUCGACCGCGUCUCGCCCCGCGCUUUCGCCCAGGUGUCCGAUGCCACGGCCGAGAUCUUCGUGGACAUCGGCAUGGCAGCCGAGGAGUGGGGCGGCUGGCCGCUGGCGGCGCGGGCAUCGCUCAUCGCGAUGCUGCCCAAGAUCUGGAACAAGCUCGGGCAGGCCGAGGCGCGGCGCUGGGAGGCUUCCCUCCGCGGCAGCGGCGCUGGCGCUUUCUGGGGCGGACCUGGGCGCUCGGCGCAAGUGUCCGCGUGGCGCCAGGCGCUGGCGGCCGAGGCAGCGGGGGGGCGGCAGCUCCACGGCGCCGCGCUGCUGAUCGACCUCGAGAAGGAGUACGGCGCCUGCAGCGACGGGGACCUGAAGUCCGACAUGCACAUGUUCUACGACGAUACCACCGUGGCCUGCCACGGGCGUGCCCCACGGCAGAUCGCGAGGCACCUGGUGGAGGCUGGGCUCGCGGUGGCCGCGGGCCUGACCCUGCUCGGCUGCAGAACUUCGGGGACCAAGACGGAGGCGGCGCUGAAGGCCAGCACUCUGAGCGCCAAGCUAGCGAAGGUCACGAAGAACCUGGGCGUGGACUUCUGCCUGGACGGCUCGGCCGCGGCGGGAGUGGCGAGGGGGCGGCACGCCGAGGCCCGCGAGCAGCUCGGGCGGGUCGGGGGCGCGCGGCGCCAGUCCAUCAGCGCGGCCGUGCGCCUGCUCGCGGGCGGCCUCCUCCCGACGACGGCCCACGGCUGCUGCGCCCAGGUGGGUUCCGCACUGGCCGCCGCGCCCUGGCGUGACCCCUGGUGCUCGCAGGCCGAGCAGGCGCCCAUGGCUUGGGGCCGAGGGCUCGCGCGUAACCGCCCCGACACGACCCUCGAUGUGCUGUGGGCGUGGCGGCGCGCCGUGCAGGUCCGCCUCGAGCAGGGGCCAGGCGCGCUGGCGGGGCGCGGCCCAGCGGCAGCGGCGCUGCUCGCGCUCGAGCGGCUGGGCUGGGAUUCCACGGCGAUGCACCGCUGGGCCGUGGACAACGGCACGGCGCUGAAGCUCGAGGAGAUCGGCGGCCGCGCGCUCCGCAGGUCCAGCGCCCGCAGCGCGGCGCUCGGCGGGCUCCGGCCAGUGGCCCGCCGAGCCGCCCUCGACCCGCCGCUGCGCCGCUCGGGCGCCUGCCCAGCGGGAUGCGGCGGCCGCGGCACGGUGCGGCACCUCGCCCGGCGGCGCCCCGCCCUCGCAGCGGAGAGGCGCGACGCCAUCGCGGGGGACGUGGUGCUACAGGCCUUCGCCGACGUGGCCGAGGCCUCCGACAGCGAGGGCCCCCGCUACUCGAGGGCGCUCAUCCCAGACCAGACGGCCGCCCUCCCGCCACUGCUGAAGACCGAGGAGGUGCGGUGGAGCAGCAGCCACGGCUACGCAGCCUUGGCGGGCGCCAACGUCCUGUACACCGACGGCUCGGCCAUGCAUGGCAAGGCGGGGUCGCCCGAGGACGCGAACGCGGGCGAGAUCAUGGCCGCCGCCCGCGCCCUGCGCUGGGGCCUACCAGGCGCGAACGGAGUCCUCGAGAUCAGGACGGACUGCAAGCUGCUCGUGACGGGCUUCGCCGCGGGCAAGGCAUGGUGCUGUGCAUGGGACCGCCCGUACAUGGAGGUGUGGCGCGAGUUCUGGCAGGCCGUGGACAGCUUCGGCGGCCAGCAGUGCGUGCGCGUCACCAAUGUGAAGGGGCACGCCACGCUCCGCUCUGUCCACGACGGCCACACCAGGAUGGACGACUACGAUGGCAACCGCGCCGCGGACAGCUUCGCCAAGACGGGCGCGGAGCUCCAUCCCAUGAGCGAGGCGGCGAUGGAGCGCAUCGAGCUGGCCGACGCGAUCGCGGUGGCAGCGGCCCGCUGGCUCGGCGAGGCGCUGCAGCUGGGAAGCACUGCCCUCACGGCGGCCGACGGCGCGGACGCGGGCGCGGCGGAGUCCACCUGCUGCGGGCGCAGCUGCGGGCGGCGGGGCGCUGCGCGCUGCAGCGACGGCGGGCCAGGCUGCAGUCGAUGGCCGUGCGGCGCGCACGGCACGGCGGUCUCGGACGCGAACGGCACACGCUGGCUCUGCGACGCCUGCGCGGGCCGCUGGGACGGCACGCCCGUCCCAGGCGGGCCAACGGCUGCCUCGGCGGGGAGCGCCGCGGGCGGGCCGCCUGGGCCCCAGUCGGCCGGGCGGGAGCGCCGAGCCCCUGACCAAGUCGCCGACCCGCGGCGCGGCCGCGCGCGGACCUCCACGAGCACGAGCCGCCGCGGCGCCGAGGGCGCGGGCGCGGCCGCCGCGGCGGCGGUGGCGGCAGCGGCGCUGGCGGCCCAGGGCCCCCGCCGCCUCGUCCACUGCGCGGUCUGCGGCUGCUACGCGGACGGCGCCCGCGUGGUCGCGCUCCGCAGCCCGUGCGCGGGCGGGGCCAGCGCCCGCCAGGCCGCCGCGCUGAGGAGGAUGCGGCUGGGACGGCACACCACGCGGGGCGGUGCGGGCGCAUUGCUGGAGGACGGCCGCACCGAGCCGCUGAGGCGCCAACGCAGCCGUUCUCGGGGGCGCGGCUCGGAGGCGGGAGGCCCGAGCCGCUGA
Messenger RNA from Prorocentrum cordatum, 4950 nucleotides. Lineage: Eukaryota; Dinophyceae; Prorocentrales; Prorocentraceae. The record is from the annotation of a GenBank genome assembly.